GUUGGUCACACCGAACGCGCACGCCUGCUGAUUCUGAUUUUUUAAAUAAUAAAUUUUGAAUUUAUUAAUUAAAAGCGACUCGAAACCAUGGCAUCCAUACUGCGGACGGGGAAACUGUUUCGCUACUUUGCGGGCUUCACCCGGAAUGUGCUGGUCAACACGGUGCGCGAGAACGAGGCGAGCAAUCUGCUGACAAGUGCACCAUGCAUAUGCGGCCAGUUCCAGAGUGGCUUUGCUACCAAUGCCGCCGCCAAGUCCGAGUUGAGUCUUGAUAAGCAGAUUCGUCGCUUGGAUCACGAUGUGCGACGCAUGGGCCGCAUAUCACGCAGGGAUCUGGAGGAGAUUCUCGAUGAGAUUCGCACACACCGCACGGCCACCAGCUCGCAGUCCCUGAUGGUCAUACGCUGCUGCGGCAACCUGGUGCCCGAGGAGCUGCCCGAGGUGCGCACAGCGCUGGUGCAGGAGAUCUGGAAGACGCUGAACGCGCUCAAUGUGCCCAUGGACAUCUCCCACUACAAUGCGCUGCUGCGCGUCUACCUGGAGAACGAACAUCCCUUUGCGCCCACCGAUUUCCUAGCCGAGAUCGAAGCCAAAGGCAUCGAACCCAAUCGCGUGACUUACCAGCGGCUGAUUGCACGCUACUGCCAGCAGGGCGACAUCGAGGGUGCCACCAGAAUUCUGGAGUUUAUGCGUGGAAAGAGUUUGCCGGUGAAUGAGAAUGUUUUCAACUCGCUGAUCCUGGGACACUCACAGGCCAACGAUUUGGAAUCUGCCAAGGGAAUUCUCGCUGUGAUGAAGCAAGCCGGCCUCGAGCCCAGCGCCGACACAUAUACGACGCUGCUGUGCGCCUUUGCGCGUCACGGAGAUUUGACUGCACUGCAAGAGACACUCGUGGAGUGCGACCAAAAAGAGAUUAUUCUGCAGGACAAGGAUCUGCUGGACACUGUGUACGCGCUGGCAGUGAAUGGAAAUGGCGACAAAGUCGCUGAGCUGCUCGGCAAGUUGCACAUCUCCCCGGGCUUCAAUCAGGAUGCUGCCAAUGUCAUCUUGCGCCUCGUGAACAAAGGCCUCGAGGAUGUGGGUAUGCAGAUCCUGCGCGUGAUGCCACGUUCGAGUCGCGUGAAUGGCGAACCCGUGGAUGUGGGCGCCUUCUUCAUACGUCAAAUGGUGAAGGCCAAUCGGCCCGUGGAGAAGAUUUUGAGCAUCUGCAAGACACUCCAGGCGGAGGGACUCAACCCCAAGGCUUUGUCCAUUGCCACGGAGGCGGGCCUGACCAAUGGCGUCGUGAACAACGCUCUGCCGCUGCUUAAAGAGAUGAAGAACGCGGGUCUGCCCAUCCGCCAGCAUUACUUCUGGCCACUCAUCUGCUCCGUGGAGUCGAAUCAGGUGCUGGAGAUCGUUCGUCGCAUGCAGCAGGACUUUGCGGUGCUGCCCAACUCGGAGACGAUUCGGGAUUAUGUGAUACCCAGCCUGAAGGAGAAGAACUGGGAGCGUGUCAUCACUGCUCUGCGGGAUGCUGGUGUGUCCAACUCCACGGCUGUUACGUCUGCGGUCUAUGCCGCUCUGGUCACGCAUCAGAUUGCAGAUGCUGCCAAGAUCAUGGAACAAAACAGAGCCUACUAUGUGCCGGUGCUGUUCAAGCAGCCGCUGAUUCUCGCUCUCAGCCACACGAAUGAUUAUUCCGCGUUCAUCCGCUGCUUGCGACAGAUCCACGAGGGACUGCAGCAGCGCAGCGCAGGCAAAGAGGAGGAAGCCGAACAGGUGGAGGGAGCAGAGAAAGCCACACCCGAUGUGGUCGGUGGCUUUGUGCAGGAGGCAAGCAAUUACUUCCAUCGCGAUCGUGUGGCCACGCUGGAGAAGAUCCUUCAGGGACUGGUCAAGCAGGGCCUGUCCAUUAGCAGCGCCAGAGCCACGCAGUUGUCGGAGCAGCUGGGCGCUGAAAUGACGCCAAAGCUUGCCGAAUUAUUGGGCAAACUGAGCUCCGGUGAGCUGGAGCCAACGCCACUGCCAAGCAGCGGCAAGCGAGCGCUGGUGUCGCUCUCCAUCGAAGAACUCGAACGCUUCAUUGUCAAUGUGGAGGCCAAGGGCGAGAAUGCAAACAACAUUAAGAGGCAGCUGCUGAAUGCCUGUUUCCGCGCACAAAACAUUGAAAAGACGCUGCAGGUGAUCGAAAAACUCAACACGGAACAGUACCAGAUCCCAUUGGGCAUCCAUGCGCAGCUGGUGGAUCUCUACACGCACCACAAACGCAGCUCUGACGCGCUCGAUGUCUACACGAAGCUGCGUGCCAAGGAGCCCACGUUCCAGCUGGAUAACCUGAAGACGGUGCACCUGGUGGAUCUGCUGCUGCAGGAGGAACGUGUGGAGGAGGCAUACAAGCUGCUGCAGGAGAACAAAAAGGAUGCACCCGUCGCGGAGAGUGAGGGCAGCUUCAACUACGUGAGCACCGUGUGGCGUGUGCUCAAUGCCAUCGCUGAGGCUGGGCAGCCCGAGAAGCUGCGUCGCCUGUUCGAUGCGCUGCUGGCUGACAAUUAUAUUGUGCCCACAAAUGUGCUGCUGGGGCCGCUGAUCAAGGUCCACCUGAUCAAGGAUGACAUACCCAAGGCCAUUGAAACCUUCGAGGAGAUUUGCCACAAGUACAAGGUGACGCCCUGGAAGAACGAGCUCUCGUGCCGCCUCAUCCAGAAGGAGGAUGCCGCCAAUCUGCAGCGUCUCACCGAUCUGAGCACGGGCAUCCACGGCGAGGUCAACAGUUUGUACGAUUUAGUGUUCUCCUUCGUGGAAUGCGGACGCGUGCGUCAGGCGCGAAAGAUCCUCGAGACACCUGGACUGCGCACACGCCCGCAGAGGAUCAGCAGCGCCUGCGAUCGCUAUCGGAAUGAGGGUUUGCUGCAGCCCCUUGAGGGUUUGAUUGAGGCCACCAAAGACCUCGGACAUAUUGAUCGCAAUAAGAUUUAUUACACGCUGCUGCUGAGCUACGACAAGGCGGAUGAGGCGGAGAAGGCGCUGGGAUUGUGGACCAAAAUGCAGGAGGAGAUGCUCACACCCACAGAUGCUUUCCUGCUGAAACUGGCGGAGAUUCUGCGCCGCAAGAACAUCGAUGUGCCAUUUGUGGUGCCCGAAACGCAGCAGCAAACGCGAAGGAACAGAGCGGCUAAGACAGACACACCCAAGGAGGAGACCGCUGUCAAGAAGGAGCAACCCGCUGUCAAGAAGGAACAGCCAGCUAAGGCAGAGACCACCGUGCGUCCCAUCUCCCACAAGGCGGGCUUCCGCAAGGCGCUGCUCGCCAACGAUCCCGAUGCUGCCAUCAGCCACAAGCAGAGCCUGGCAGCCAGCGACAAAGUCAACGUGCUGGACACCUCGCGACUCAUUGAGCUGCUGGUGCGCGACGAUCGCCUCACAGAGGCCACCAAAUACGUGGAGGAGCUGCUCGCCGAUGGCCUGCAUCCGCAGGUGAAGGUUUUCCGCUUUUACCUGAACAAAAUUGCCGCUGCGGCGGAUCUGCAAACUCUGGAGAAGAUUGGCAAGCAGCUGAAUGAGGAGCAGAAGCGUUUGGUCUCCUUCGACAAUCGUUACUGUCAUGCCAACAUUGUGGCCGGCAAGACGGAGCCGUUCCUCAAGCAAUUGAGCGCAGAGAUUGACAGCGCGAAGACCCCCGAGGAGGCGGCCAAGCAGGCGGAGAAGUUCCCACGCGGUGGAGCUGUGGGCAUACUCAACAAGCAUCCCGAAUUGGUGCCGCAAUAUCAAUCGCUGGCGGAGAAAUUCGCCGCGCACAACCAACUGGGACCGAUGAAUGUCCUGUGGAUGCAUUUGAUAUCCAGCGGACAGGAGGCCGCCUCCAAGGAGAUCUGGGACAAGCAUUUGUCGCAGCUGCCGCGUCUCAUGUUCCAGCGUGUGCUGCAGACGGCGCGCGAGCAGCAGGACGAGAAGCUGGCCACGUCCGUCAUCUCGCAGCUGAGGGAUAGCAAAAUAUCGGAGGGAGCCAUAGGCAAUGCCUACUCCUGCCUGAUUGACAUACAAACGACCAAGGGCAAACACGACAAAGCACUCGAUGUGCUGGCCAAUGCCGUAAAGGAUGUUUCCCUGGAGAACAUAAAUCGCACGGCGCUGCUGCGGCUCAAACAGGCUGUGGAGGAUAAUGAUCAGAAGUUCCCCUAUUCGAUACCCGAGAAGCGUUUAUCCAAGGCUGAUUCUUCCUCGUCCUCAUCCUCCUCGUCGGACAGCAGCGACGAUGAUGUCUCACCGAAGAUCCCCGAAACAGUGCCACCAAAACCAGGAAAGGAAUAAAAUCUAGACUUGGGUGCGAUUCGGGGUAGCAGCCUUAAACUUUAUUGUAAUUAAAUUUAUAUUUAAGUAUUUACUAUGGAUAAUACUGAUGAUUGUAAACU
Molecule: messenger RNA, 4391 nt
Organism: Drosophila subobscura
Lineage: Eukaryota; Metazoa; Arthropoda; Insecta; Diptera; Drosophilidae
Gene: bsf
Product: leucine-rich PPR motif-containing protein, mitochondrial
Exons: 5
Coding region: 88-4290 (1400 amino acids)
Molecular function (GO): protein binding
Source: RefSeq, a predicted model, not a curated record